AUCAGUGUUCCAUGUGUGGAUGGGUCAAACAAAGUCGUGCGUUCGAUGCUAUCGUAUUAUUUAUCGUUUAUAACUUAAAUUGAGUCGAAUGACAUUCUGCGUAAUAUGUUCGCGAAAAACUAAUUAUAAUAACGAGGGUUAUUCAAAGGCGUAAAAUAAUCCCGAUGCUCGUUGUGCUUUGAAAACAUUCAUCGGCUGAAUUCCAGGCAACUCAAUUAUGAGCCUUCAAUUUAUCGUCACUUCUUUUUUCAUCGGCGGAAUCGUCUGCUUGAUGAUCUAUCAUGCGAGAAGAUUUCGUCUGUAUCAGAAAGCAUGGAAAUUUCGUGGGCCACUCGUGUUUUUACCGUUUUUGGGUAACGCCCUGACUUUCGCCGGAAAUACCGAAGAUCUACUGAAAACACUCGAUAAUCUCGCAAACAGCUAUUCGUCACCUUAUCGUGCUUGGUUUGGACAGGGCUUGGCGAUUUUUGUCUCUCACCCGAAUCAUAUAAAGGAGUUACUGUGCAGUGAUAAAGCAAUCGAGAAGUCAAAAUUUUAUACAUUUUUUCGACCUUGGUUGGGAAACGGUUUAUUCACCGCCCCUGCUGGAAUAUGGCGCGUGCAUCGGAAGCUGAUCGGGCCGACUUUUAACUUAAAAAUUCUCGAAUCUUUUGUACCGAUAUUUGCGGCUCAUUCCAAAACGAUGGCGGACAAAAUGGAGGCCAAUAUAAAUGGAGGAGAAUUCCGAAUAUUCGAAUACGUAUCGUUGUGUACGUUGGAUAUUAUUUGCGAAACAACGAUGGGCGUGAAAAUGGAAGCACAGAACAAAUCGGGAUGCGACUACGUUGAAGCCGCAGAGAAGUUAUUUUCGAUUAUUUACGAAAGAAUUCUCAAGCCUUGGCUUCAUCCUGACACGAUUUUUUAUCGUUCCAAACUUGGCAAAGAACAGACAGAUCGCAUCAAAACUUUGUUCUGUUUUACUGAUAACGUGAUACUGAAAAAGAAACAGGCCUUGCCGAGUGGUGAUCGUCGUGAGAUAGCUAUGAAUCAUGAAGAUGAAACUUGUACUUCACGGUCACGGAGAAAAGCUUUUCUAGAUUUGCUGAUGGAAUUGACGUACGAUGAAAUGAAAUUUUCGGAUUCUGAAUUGCGUCAGGAAGUUAAUACAUUAGUGCUGGCGGGAAACGACACAAUAUCCAAUGCAAUGUGCUACGUGAUGCUGAUGCUCGCUUCUCAUCCCGAAGUUCAGGAAAAGGUUUAUCGCGAACUGCAAAGCAUUUUCAUGGAUCAAAACCCUGAUGAACGAUUUGUGACACAGGAAGACCUGCCGCAUAUGGAAUAUUUGGAGCGUGUGAUAAAAGAAACCUUGCGUUUAUUUCCAAUCGCGCCUAUCCUCGGUCGCACAGUGAUGGAGGACUUGGAGAUAGGUGGGUUCACGCUGCCGAAAGGAAGUAUGGCCGUUGUGAACACGUUCACAGUUCAUAGAAGCAAAGAAUACUGGCUAGAUCCCCUUAAGUUUGAUCCAGACAGAUUUCUGCCUCAAGAAGUUGCACAGCGCCAUUCCUAUUGCUAUCUACCCUUUAGCGGCGGACCCAGGAAUUGUAUAGGCGCAAGAUAUGCCAUGAUGGAAAUGAAAACGUGUCUCGCUCACAUUCUUCGGAAAUACGUUCUCAAAAAGAACAAAGUUCAGCUCAUAAGUGAAAUACGGGUUAAAGUGGACAGCUUGCUGAGGCCAGUUGAGCCGAUCACGUUGUGCAUAGAAAGACGAUCGUCGAAACUUGAUUACGCAAAGAAAAAGGCUUAUCUCGAACUACGCGAAAUUUAUGGAAGCAGCGAUCCUGACGAACGUAAGGUGACACAUGAUGACUUAGUGCGCAUGGAAUAUUUGGAAUUUGUAAUCAAAGAGUCGCUGCGUGUUAUUCCAAUCGCACCGUUGAUCGCUCGUACAUUGAGUGACGAGUUGGACAUAGGUGAAUAUACUCUGCCAAAAGGAUGUUUGGUUGUUAUCGACAUCCUGACUAUGCAUAGAAACGAGGAUACCUGGCCGGACCCGCUCAAAUUUGAUCCGGAUCGAUUUUUGCCUGAAGAAGUGACUAAGCGUCAUGCUUAUAGCUACAUACCAUUCAGUGCGGGACCAAGAAACUGCAUCGGUUUAAGGUUUGCCAUGAUGGAAAUGAAGACAGUCUUGGCGACAAUCCUCCGCAGAUACAUCAUUAAGAAAGAUAUAUUUGUACCGCUAGCUGACAUCAAGUUGAAAAUGGACGGUCUGAUGAAACCAGUUGAACCAAUUAUGUUGCGAAUAGAAGAGCGAUGGUGGCCGAUUGUUGAAGCGGAAAAAGUGUUAAUGCCGCCUUUGCACAUUAAGUUAGGGUUGAUGAAACAAUUUGUUAAAAAACUGGAUGAAACUUCAGAAGCUUUUGGAUACAUAAAAAAAUUUUUUCCGAAGUUAUCGGAAGCAAUGGUUAAAGCUGGGGUUUUUGUUGGUCCGCAAAUAAGGCAGAUUUUCGCCGAUGAAAAAUUUCCAACGUUGCUGAAUCGUACUCAAAAAGCAAGUUGGAACAGUUUUAAAGCAGUAGUUUCUGGAUUUUUAGGAAAUAAUAAAGCUGAAAACUACGAAAAGUUGGUUGAGGAUAUGCUUACAAAUUUUAAGGCCAUGGGCUGCAGGAUGUCAUUAAAAGUACAUAUGCUGCAUGCUCAUUUGGAUAAAUUUAAAAACAAUAUGGGAGCCUAUUCCGAAGAGCAAGGAGAACAUUUCCAUCAGGGCAUCAUGAAUUUUGAACAACGCUAUCAAGGCCAAUACAAUGAAAACAUGAUGGGCGACUAUAUUUGGGGUUUAUUGAGAGAAAGUAGCUAUGAACAUAAAAGAAAAAUUAUGAUUGACUCACCCCGAGGGGGCAGCGCUGCAGACGGCGAAGACGAGAACCACGGUUUUGUCUCAUUAUCUGAGUCAUUCCCCACCCUACUAGUUUCCGGACCUGUAUGUAAGACCGUGCACUUGGCAGACACGCAGUUAUGCGAAGCCUCUCGUCUGGUCAUGAACACGGACGACAAACCUAAAGACUCGAUCCAAACAAUGGCUGAUUUAACUGUUGGCUGUUUCAUCGCUGAAGCUCUGUUUAUCAGUGGAUUAAUUUGCAUAUUGACGUACCAUCUGAGGCGACUUAAGCUGUACAUAAAAGCUUCAAAAUUUCGUGGUCCUCCGACGAUUCCAAUCGUUGGAAAUGCGCAUCAUUUUAUCGGAAAUAACGGAGCAAUAGUGCAGAAGUUGAUGGAUCUCUCAGAUUCGUAUCCUUCGCCCUAUCGAAUUUGGCUCGGACCAGAAUUGCUGAUUAUGGUCUCUCAUCCCGAAGAUGUCAAAAAAAUAGUUGGCAGUGACAAAACCAUCGAGAAAUCGCCACUGUAUCGAUUCUUUCGGCCGUGGCUAGGAAACGGUUUGUUCACAGCUCCCACGGCAAUAUGGCGCAUUCAUCGGAAACUCAUCGGGCCAACGUUUAAUUUGAAAAUUCUCGAAUCAUUUGUAAGCGUUUUUGCGGCCCAAUCAAGUAUAAUGGUAAAAAAAAUGGAGACCGAAUUAAAUGGAGGUGAAUUCGUCAUUUUCAAAUACGUAUCGCUGUGUGCAAUGGACAUAAUUUGCGAAACUGCUAUGGGCGUAAGCAUGGGAGCCCAGAGUAACAACAGCGGUGAUUACAUAGAAACAGUUGAAAAAACGUUCGCAAUUAUCUAUCAAAGAGUUUUCAAAGUGUGGCUGCAGUAUGAUGCGAUCUUCUACCGUACUCGACUUGGUAGAGAACAAAAGAAAUGUUUAAACGUCUUACAUGAUUUUACUAAUAACGUGAUCCGUAGGAAGAAAGAAGCUUUGCUGAGAAAACGUGAUAAUCGGGAUGGUACAACUGAUCAUAAAUAUGACGAGGACGAUUCACUGCCACCCCGAAAAAAAGCUUAUUUGGAUCUGCUAAUGGAGUUGACUGAUAACCAGAUGAAAUUCACCGAUCAAGAAUUACGUGAAGAAGUAGACACGAUGAUUGUUGCGGGACACGACACAACGUCGAAUAUGAUCUGUUCGGUCUUGUUGAUGCUGGCUUCUCAUCCGGAUGUGCAGGAAAAAGCUUACCGCGAACUCGAGGAAAUAUACGGAAGUAGCAAAGUCGAAGAGCGCUGCGUGACCCACGAGGAUUUGUCACGUAUGGGAUACUUGGAGCGUGUGAUAAAGGAAACGAUGCGCGUAUUUCCAAUUGCUGCUGCGGUGUCCCGAGCAGUUACGGAAGAUUUUGAUGUCGGUGAAUACACAUUACCGAAAGGAAGCAUAGUCGGUAUAGACAUUAUAAAAAUGCAUAGGAGCGAAGAAUUCUGGCCUGACCCGUUCGUGUUUGAUCCGGACCGAUUUUUGCCUCAAGAAAUCGCCAAACGACAUUCUUGCGUUUAUCUUCCGUUCAGUGCAGGGCCACGAAAUUGCAUAGGUUCGAGAUUCGCUAUGAUGGAAAUGAAGACUGUUUUAGCAACGAUUCUUCGCAGAUAUAUCAUCAAGAAAGAUAAAAUCACACCAAUAGCCGAUAUCAAGUUGAAAUCGGAUGUGAUACUGAAGGUGGCUGAUCCAAUCAAACUACGAAUCAAGGAGAGAACGUGUGACAUGCACGAAGAGGAAAUUCAUAUCGCGAAUGGAGAAGAAUUGAAAUACGCGUUGAAUUCUAUGGGGAAAUUCGCCCUUCCCUUCAAAGCAGGCACGGUUCUGGAUUCGUAUCCCCACUUCUUUCGUCCUCCAUCGCUAAGUCGAGAGGCAAAGGAUCUGAAACCAGUUGGACAGAGUCUUGCGCUCUACACGCGAUACAAAAUGUGCCUACUUUACAACAUCGUUGCCUCUGCGUUUCUCGGUGGAAUUGUCUACUGGUUCAUUUACCACAUGAGGCGACUGCCCUUUUAUCAAAAAGCUUGGAAAUUCUCUGGGCCAUCCAUAGUUCUACCGAUUUUGGGCAAUGCGCUGUACUUCGCCGGAAAUACUGAAAAUAUCUUGAACAAAUUCACCGAAUUAUCGCGGGCGUAUCCUUCGCCUUAUCGCGUCUGGCUUGGGUCUGAAUUGUUGAUCAUUUUAUCUCGACCCGAGGACAUAAAGACAGUUCUGUGGAGCGAGAAGGCGAUCGAGAAGACAAGAUUUUUCGAAUUUUUUCAACCAUGGUUGGGAAAUGGCUUGUUCACUGCACCUGGUGAAAUAUGGCGUGUGCGUCGAAAGUUGAUCGGACCAACUUUCAAUUUGAGAAUUCUGGAGUCGUUUGUGACUGUAUUCGCAGUCCAAUCAAACGUGAUGGUGAGGAAAAUGGAAACUGAAUUAAACGGGGAGGAAUUCCUCGUUUUCGAUUACGUGUCAAUGUGCACCUUGGACAUAAUUUGCGAAACUGCAAUGGGUGUGAGUGUAGGAGCUCAAGUUAAUAACCAUUCCAGUUACGUGGAAGCAGUAGAAAAAUCGCUCAAAAUCAUCUACCGGCGAGCAUUCAGCAUUUGGUUGCACCCGCCAGCGAUUUUCAAUCGCACGCAAACGGGGAAAGAACAAAAUAAGCACAUAAAAACCAUGCAUAAUUUUACUAGCAACGUAAUUCAGAGGAAGAGGAAAGCUUUGCUGAAUCGGAAUGCUAAAAAGACUGCAGUCAAAUACGGUGAAGAUACCGAAAGUGAUUCGCCAUCUGAAAGAAAGGCCUUCUUGGAUUUGUUGAUGCAGUUAACAGACGAUAAGAUGAAAUUCUCGGAUUCGGAACUUCGUGAAGAAGUUGACACAAUGAUUGCUGCCGGUAGCGACACGACCUCCAACACAGUCAGUUUCGUUAUGUUGAUGCUGGCUUCUUAUCCGGAUAUACAGGAGAAAGCUUACCUUGAACUUUGUGAAAUUUAUGGAAGUUACGAUUCCAAUGAGCGUAUCGUGACAUACGAGGACUUGCCACGUAUGCGGUAUUUGGAACUUGUGAUAAAAGAAACGAUGCGUGUACUUCCAAUCAUAGCGUUGAUCACUCGCACAAUAACUGACGAUUUGGACAUAGGUGAAUAUACUCUGCCAAAAGGAAGUUUGGCUGUUAUUGACAUCCUGAGCAUACACAGAAACAAGGAAUUCUGGCCAGAUCCACUCAAGUUUAACCCGGAUCGAUUUUUGCCUGAUGAAGUGGCUGAACGCCAUGCUUAUUGCUACAUACCAUUUAGUGCGGGACCAAGAAACUGCAUUGGUUUAAGGUUCGCCAUGAUGGCUAUGAAGACAAUCCUGGCGACAAUGCUCCGCAGAUAUAUCAUAAAAAAAGAUAAGAUCGUGCCGUUAGACGACGUGAAGUUAAAAUCGGAGGGUGUAACCAAACCAGUUGAACCAAUCAUGCUGCGAAUAGAAGAGCGAAGGGUUACGAUAUCAUGCCACGCAGACUGCUCAUCACAUGGCUACUUCUGAUACCUGGCUCGAUGCUUGUGUGCUGUCAACAACAUUCAUCUCCUGGAAUCCAGGGAUCAAUCGUCGCGGCCGUUUCUCUCUGUGCACGAUCUCAUACAUGCUUUCGACAGCUGUGGUGCACCUAGGCAGGAGCCGCGCGAUAUUCGAUACCGAUCGUGGAUCGUGCCGAUUUUGAUGCUGCCUCUUCUGCCUUGUCUACGCUUGACUUCUCGCAGUUUGCAUGGCUGCUUUCUGUGGAUAGGAUCAUGAACGGGUGUUUAUCAGUCUGCAAUAAUCUCAUGAACGAAGUACGUGAUUGCGUCGUGCCUGUCGAGGAACUUACUUUGCGGCGUUUACCUGCGACUUGGAUAUCGCUAGAUAUCAGACACCUGAUGAAAAAGCACAACGACUGCGAUCGGUCCUUCAAGAGAUCUCGCAGUGCGAAAGGUUUCGCCAAAUAUAUCACCUAUCGUAGAGACAUAAAGCGUGCUUUAACAGCCGCCAAGAAUGAUGGCAUACAAGAGCGGCUUAAUACUCGUGGUGGUGCGCAAUCCUUUUGGUAUGAGAUGAAGAACAUCGGUCUUACCAAUUGUAAAAAGCUAUCGCUGCCUUGUCUACUGGGGUUUUGAUUGAUGACCAUAAUGAACACUUUGUGUCUAGCUCCGUGGGUUUGCAGUAUCAUGACCCGGUAGUUCAAAAUCCUGUCAAGAGGUAGAGAGAAUCCUUCACCUUCUCACCGAUCGCGAACAGAUGUGUCAACGGGGCGCUGGUAGGGAUUACAACUCGUGCAUGUGCUCCCGAUAACCCUCCGAUAGAGGCUUUCAAGACACUGAAAGAUUUACUGAUGCCGCUGAUUGUGUAUUUUCUGAACUCCCUCCUAACAACGGUAUCGGUGCCACCGUGGGGAGAAUCCUCAAUUAUUAUACCUAUAACGAAGGUUCGCGAUCCCAUUGGUCCGUCAGAUUUUAGACCAAUUUCGCUUCCCUGCACGUUUUCUACAGUGUUUUAACGGAUAGUGUAUGAUCAACUCGCGGUGCAUUUAGCGCGCGUUAAUUACCUCGAUUCACAUCAGACUGGUUCUCGUAAGGGCAUGGGAACACAAUCAGCCGUCUUGCGUUUGGUGGAUAACUUGUAGACUUGCGGACUUGUAGGAUGAUCGCAUGGUGAUCGUUGGUGGUGUUUCUGGACUUCUCCAAAGCAUUCAACAUGGUAAACCAUGCAUUGCUUCUGUCGAAGCUGCGAUCUUUCGGACUGACAACGUGCUUGACUGGUUCAACUCGUAACCGUCUGAUCGCACUACGGUUUUACAAACAGGUCUGGGAAGUCGGCUAUUUUUAAGUGGUGGGGAUUGUCACUGUGAGUGUGACCAAACUGUGUUCGUCGUUUGUCCACAAGGUGCGCUGUCGUACUAGGGUAUUGUAAAUAUACAUAUGCAGUUGCAGAUAACCUCAUAGAGCCCCGUAGUCGUGGUGUACAUUCACAUAAUAAAACAAUUUUUGAAAAAUA
Neodiprion virginianus is the source of this 7879-nucleotide messenger RNA. RefSeq lists its product as uncharacterized. The transcript has 43 exons. Gene Ontology annotation, molecular function: iron ion binding; monooxygenase activity; oxidoreductase activity, acting on paired donors, with incorporation or reduction of molecular oxygen. Bases 218 to 6394 code for a protein of 2058 amino acids. NCBI's taxonomy places the organism in Eukaryota, Metazoa, Arthropoda, Insecta, Hymenoptera, Diprionidae. The record is from RefSeq and is a predicted model, not a curated record.